Molecule: messenger RNA, 3426 nt
Organism: Chrysemys picta bellii (western painted turtle)
Lineage: Eukaryota; Metazoa; Chordata; Testudines; Emydidae
Gene: NPBWR1
Product: neuropeptides B and W receptor 1
Biological process (GO): neuropeptide signaling pathway
Cellular component (GO): neuron projection; plasma membrane
Molecular function (GO): neuropeptide receptor activity; neuropeptide binding
Source: RefSeq, a predicted model, not a curated record
GAGCUGUCCGGGACUCAAGUAUGUAGAGAGCUGUUCACCGAGUCAGUUGCCGAGGAGCUGUCCAGCAUUUCAGCACCUCUGCGCUUUCGGGAUUGCCAGCUACCCGGGCAACCUUCAGCCCGCACUAACUGCAGAAGGACCCGCAGAAGGAAAGCAGAUCCCAGGCGCUAAGUUUCAACGCAACCCACCCUAAGAGGCGAAACGGAGCACGUGGAAGGUGCUUGGGCUGUGAGGUGCCUAUUUCCAUGUUUUCUGACAAUGGGCAUUUCUCUUGGUGAGGAAGCCCGAACUUAAGUGUGUGUUUUCCAUUGUCCCUGCAAGGAUCUCCGGUGAGGAGAAGAGGAGUGAUGGGCAAAGAGGUGGGAUGACGAGAGACCUCUCCGGUGCAGGGCCAGAAUUAAAGGUCUAAAUCCAAGCCAAAGAGGCAGCGCCUUCUAGGUUCACCCCGGAAAUCUGAAGCGGUCUGGUGCCGGUGACAUAUACCUCGACCUGGUGUUUGAGCCGAGCUGGGCUAGCUGGAUUCAGCCCACGCUUCACUCCCUUGGGGGAGCCGCGGCUGGUCUUUCUUUCCCACCGCAGCCCAUGGCUAACUUCUCCUCGCACUCCGAGCCCAACGCGUCCUGCGCGUUCUGCGCCGGCAGAGGGGCCCCCUGGCCCAACGCCUCCGCCCCGCAGCUGCUCCCCGACUUCUACCUGACCGUGCCCAUCAUCUACUCCCUCAUCUGCGCCCUGGGGCUGACGGGCAACACCGCCGUCAUCUACGUGAUCCUGCGAGCUCCCAAGAUGAAGACGGUCACCAACCUCUUCAUCCUCAACCUGGCCGUGGCCGACGAGCUCUUCACCCUGGUGCUGCCCAUCAACAUCGCCGACCACCUGCUGCGGCAGUGGCCCUUCGGCGAGUUCAUGUGCAAGCUGAUCAUCUCCAUCGACCAGUACAACACCUUCUCCAGCAUCUACUUCCUCACCGUCAUGAGCAUCGACCGCUACCUGGUGGUGGUGGCCACGCUCCGGUCCAGGAAGAUGUCCUACCGCACCUACCGCGCCGCCAAGCUGGCCAGCCUGGCCGUCUGGGCCUUGGUCUCCAUUGUCAUCUCGCCCUUCGCGGUGUUCGCCAAGCUCCACCGGGAGCAGGGGCGCUCCCAGUGCGUCUUCGUCUUCCCCAGCCCGGAAAGCUUCUGGUGGAAAGUCAGCCGCCUCUACACCCUCCUGCUGGGCUUCGCCAUCCCCGUCUCCACCAUCUGCGUCCUCUACGCCGCCCUGCUAGCCAAGCUGAGACGCGUGCGCCUCCACAGCAACGCCAAAGCCCUGGACAAAGCCAAAAAGAAAGUGACGCUGAUGGUGCUGGUCAUCCUGGCCGUGUGCCUCUUCUGCUGGACCCCCUACCACCUCAGCACGGUGGUGGCCCUCACCACGGACCUCCCGCAGACCCCCCUGAUCAUCGGCAUCUCCUAUUUCAUCACCAGCCUCAGCUACGCCAACAGCUGCCUCAACCCGUUCUUGUAUGCCUUCUUGGACGAUAAUUUCCGGAAGAGCUUUCGCAAGCUGGUUGAAUGCAGGGCGUCCCCCUAGAGCCCCCAGGCGCGGCUGCGCUCCUUUGUCAUUUUCAAAGGGGAAAAGCGCAUCCCAGGGGACAAGACUCGGACGCCGGUCUGCGAACCAGCCUUGAUCAAGCUUUAGAUCCAAUGUACUCGUGAAAUCAAAGCACAGGCAGGAUCCAUUUCUUUUCGGUUUGUCUUGCAGCCAGUGGCACAGUGUUCAUAGGGGAGGAAUGGGGCUUUUUAAAUCCACACUAGUUCCUUGGCCUAGUCUUACCCAUCACGCUCAUUCUUUUUCCUUCAGUAGGGUGCUCUAGAGUCCUGGAGGUUGUAUAUUAUGGAGCAGGAGCAAAAUUCAACAUUUUACAAGAUGUUAGUGAAGAAUAGCUAAGUACUUUGACAUCUAUCUAUAUUACUGGAGAUCUGUAAAGCCAAAUAAAGAUAUUUUAUUGAGUGCCUUGCUUAAUGAAUCUUAAGCCUGCUAGUUUUAUAUCUGCCGUACUUAAGUUGUAGCUCAGCUUCACUCCCUUACUCUUCUAAAUAAAUACACCAUAAUUAAAAGAGCCUAUGCUUUCAUAGCAACCUGAUAUACCCCCGUCACCCUCUGGUCUGAGGCGCGUUGUUACUCAGAAUCAGAUCUCAUAUUUCAGUCCAGAAGCAGCAGAAAUAAUGCAGUGCUCAGUGUAAAUGCUCAGAGGCUACCAUGUAUAAAUCUCCUUCCCUAUACAUGAAUGAUUGUUAAAAUGUUUUUUGCAUGGAAUACUAUCCUGCUGGCUAAAAGUCAGUCUGACCUUUCCGAACACAUUUGAAAAAGAAAUCACUAUCUGGUUUUAGAUCCUGUAGAUUAGGCUAUAAUUCUACAUCUUUAACAACCUUUGAAAGACAGAUCUCCCAACGAGAAAGAAUAAGGGAAAGCACUAGUAACACAACGAAGCUUAUUUCCUUUUAGAUGGGACCUAAAUAUGCCUAUUAACGUCUCCUGAAAUCCCACUGCUUUUUCUGCACGUAGCAAGGAGCCUUUGCAUUGGCUUUAAGAAAGAAGAAAAGAGGAAUCAUAGUGUGUAGAAAUAUGGAUGUGUGUUUGGAGCCACCUUCUGUAGAAACUGGCAUUUUCAGCCCAGCAAACUCUUCUAUAAUAUAAAGUUCUCAGUUCCUGUUAGGACCAGAAUAUAUGGUUAGGUUUAUGUGCAAUACAUACAUUUAUGAUAGGUUUCUACAUCUUCUCAAAAACGCUCAGACUCCCCCCCCCCCAGCUACUUAAGGAUCAGAUGUUAUUUCAGUAUAAAUCCUCACUUCAGAGAUAACACUUUUAAAAGGGGUUCUGUCAAAAACAAACAAAAAACCCUACUUCCACCCCUUAGCAGUCACAUGUUAGCUUAACACUACUUUCAGAAUAAAAAGUUAACAUAUUAUUCAUUAUUUUGCCUUCAAAAAUCCUAUUUAUCUUAACUUGGACAAUGAGAAUAAAAAGAUGAAUUUGGCUCUUUUCAGUUUCACCCUUGUUCACAUGCUGAAACAGUUCAGGGGAAGGUUGCAUUUUUCCCCCCACUUCACUUCUCUCCUACCCCCACAAGGAAAAUUGACAGAUUUGAAAUAUAGUUUGUAAAAAUAUUUCCAGGCAUAUAAGAUUUUGAAACUGCAAAACUUUGUGGUCAUGUCUACUAUUAUUAAUUCAUAUUACAGUAGCAUUUAGGAGCCCCAGCCAUGAACCAGGACCCCGUUGUGCUAGGCACUGCACAAGGACAGUCUUGUCUACUUGAUUUUUAUGUGGCUGAAACUUACUAUGUAAAAAUAAAAAAUAGUCAAAUGUAAAUACCCAGAUCAUCUUUUGUUUCUAAAACUAGGGUAUAUAAAUCGAUAUAGAUUCUCGUUAGACAAACAUCAAUCAAUA